Messenger RNA from Mytilus californianus (California mussel), 5020 nucleotides. RefSeq names its product serine/threonine-protein phosphatase 4 regulatory subunit 1-like. Gene Ontology annotation, biological process: protein dephosphorylation. The transcript has 21 exons. The record is from RefSeq and is a predicted model, not a curated record. Gene Ontology annotation, molecular function: protein phosphatase regulator activity. Bases 31 to 3081 code for a protein of 1016 amino acids. NCBI's taxonomy places the organism in Eukaryota, Metazoa, Mollusca, Bivalvia, Mytilida, Mytilidae.
AGUUUUACAAAGUAGCGUGCUCCUUUCAACAUGGCGGAUAUUGACUUUUAUGGUGGAAUAGGAGACGAUAACGGCGAAGAAGGGUUUGGUCUUGAUGAUGAUUUGGAUGGGGAGGAUAAUUACAACACAGAUGAUAAACUUUCACCUCUACAAAAAUUGGAGAAAUACAUGCAAAGUGACAAUGUCUACACAAGGCAAAUGGUUGCUCGUGGUAUGUUGGAUACAAUCCGAGCUGUUGAAGAUGAGGAAGAAGAUUGCACACCUGUUUUGGAAGCCAUGGUGAAAUUAUCAGAAGAUUCAGAUCCAAUUGUUCGGUCAGAGUUGAUGGAACAGAUACCACAUUUAGCAAUGUACUGUCAGGAAAAUAAAGAUUUGUUUCCAAACUCUGUAUCUUUGUACAUUUUGCCGAUGGUGGUGCGAUAUUUAAAUGACAGAAACAAUCAGGUCAGAAAAACUAGUCAGGCAGCAUUACUUGUACUUCUUGAACAAGAAUUAAUAAGUAAAGCUGAUAUAGAAGAACAAGUAGUGAGUGUGAUCAUAGAUCUAGCCAGUCCAGAUAGUAUGGAUGAUUACAGAACAGAAGCUGUAGCAUUGAUGAGUAAAAUGUCCCAGUUGUUAGGAAGAGACAUGACAGAAAGAUUAUUCCUUUCGAGAUUCUGUGAGAUGUGUACAGACCCUUUAUUUCAUGUUAGAAAGGUGUGUGCUGCUAACUUUGGAGACUUCUGUACAGUAGUAGGACAAGACAAUACAGAAAGAGAAUUGUUGCCAAAAUUUUAUUACUUGUGUGAAGAUGGAGUUUGGGGAGUGAGGAAAGCAUGUGCAGAAUGUUUUAUGGCAGUUUCCUGUUCGUGUUCACUAGAAGUUAGACGGGGAGAGUUGUCUAACUUAUUUGUUAAUCUUUUAUGUGAUUUAUCAAGAUGGGUGAGAAUGGCAGCAUUUCAACAGUUGGGGCCAUUCAUUUCAACCUUUGCUGAUUCUGAACUGACUGGUCUGUUUGUAAAUGAAGAAGGUGUACUGAUAGUGAAGAAUCCAGAGAGUUUAGAAAUUUUAAGAGAUUUAGAAGAACGAAUACGAGAAAAAGAAGAAUUUGUUGAAGAUGUUAGAAUGUUUGAAAGAGAAAAACAAAAAGCUCAAGAAGGCUUAUGUGAUUCAAUGGAUAAUUUGGAAAUAAUGGACAUAUCAGAUAGUAACAAUCCUAAUGAUGUUCUUGUUUCUUCGGAUGACAGUCUGUCAGCUGAAGAAAAAAGAGCUCAUAAUUACGAAAAUUCUAGUUCUGAACAUACAAACAAAAUAGAACAAAAUUCAGAUUCUAGCAUAUCAAAUGACAGUUCAGUAGCUCAAUGUGAUAAUACAACAGACCAAGAAAAUACCUGUGAUAUUAAAGAGCCUGUAUCAGACUCUCCAGUAUGUGCCAGUAGUAGUGAUCUUUCAAAUAAUAAUAUAGAAAGAAAUAGUGUAGAUAGUGAUAGUAGUAGCCAAUUGAUAUGUGAUACAAGUAAACCAACUGGGCAAGAUAGCCAACAAGAGGAAGACUUUAACUCAUUUGUUUAUUGGAGGGCACCCUUGCCUGAGAUAGAUGUGACUCUUUCUGAGGAACACAAAUCUGAUGAAAAUCAACUUAGUGUUUAUGCUAGGGGAUUUGAUACUAUCACAGCAGGAAAGUCCGAUGUAGUCUCUUUAGAGGAUAUAGCCUUGAAUGAUGUUGAAAAGAAUAAUGUCAAAAAUUUAAAUUCUGACAACGAAGUGCUUGAUGAAGGCCAGCAAAUAAUGACUGCUAAUGUUUGUACUUUGAAUGAAGUUUCAGAAACUGUUGACAAUAUUGGUACCACACAUGUCAUUGGAGAUCAACUGAAGGAAUUAUCCCUUCAGAAUGAAAACAAUGUACAUGGUUUGUAUUAUGAUGAUAUCCUUGGCUAUAUUGACAGUGAUCUAUUGCUGUCUUUAAUGCCUCUUGCAGAUUUAAGUGGUACCAGCCUGGAGUUUAUCGAUGCCGAAAGUCCAGAACAUAUCGAUGAGGCUGCAUUAGCUCAACAGCAGGACAUUGUACCUCAGAGUUUAUUAGAAAGCUACUUAGGAAUGGCAGAUCCAUCCAGAGCACAGACUGUAGAUACAGAAAUUACCCGACAUUGUGCAUACAAUCUUCCAGCUGUAGCAUACACUUUAGGAAGGAAAAAUUGGAACUGUAUUAAACUGUUGUAUGAAACAUUGGCAUCAGAUAUGCAGUGGAAGGUUAGAAGAACACUAGCAUUUUCUAUCCAUGAAAUGGCGAUUAUUCUUGGUUCAGAAAUUACACAUCAUGAUUUGGUACCGGUAUUUGAUGGAUUUCUGAAAGAUUUAGAUGAAGUCAGGAUAGGAGUUUUAAGGCACUUUUCUGAUUUUCUAAGGCUGCUGACACAAGAAACGAGGAAACAGUACUUGGGUAAAAUGGAUAGUUUCAUGAGCCUCGACAAUCAUAAAAAUUGGAGAUUUAGAUUUGAAUUGGCAGAGCAGUUGAUUUCUAUCACAGAAUUGUUCAGUGCAACAGAAGUUAGUCAAUAUGUUCUGCCUUUAGGGUUAGCUUUAUGUGAAGACAGGGUGUCAGAAGUCCGCAGAAUGGCAUUCAAUUUGAUGAGUGUUAUAAUGAGAAAAUUGUCAACAGAUGAUGAUGAUAAACUUAUGGAAGGAUUACUGAACCAGUUAGUUAAUUUGUUUGCCAAGAGCAAUAAAUGGUUGGGCAGACAAAUAUUUGCUCAGCUGACACAAGCCAUUAUAGAUUAUAAUGCAGUUCCACUUGAUAGACUUGUAACCAUAAUACUCCCUGGAUUGUUUGCAUUGAGUACAGAUAGUGUGCCAAAUGUCAGGAUAUCUGUUGCUAAAGCAUUAUCCCAGUCAUUAAUGAAUAAAGCUUUCUUCUUUACUGAAAAGAAUCCAUGUUGUGAAGAAUUGAAAAAGGUCAUAGAACAAUUACAAAAUGACCAAGACCGUGAUGUUCGAUAUUUCUCUAGUCCAGUGUCGGAGACCACAUAUGAAGAGGAAGACCAAGAAGAACAAGAUCCUCUGUCUGAGGAAGACAAGGCCAAGAAUAAAUAUAUGUCUGUGUAGGGGAACUAAAGUAGGUUACCACUGAGACAUAGGAAGAUUAAUUGAAGUGCUCAGGGACUGGAGUUUGUUAUGCAAUAACCUUUCCAUGAAAGGAGCAAUUCAAGAGUGAUCAAAACUUAUUUGUUGAAACAAAAAUACUGAAUCAUGAAAUGUUUUAUAAUGACUAUAAUAUUUAUUAACAGAGGAUUUUAUUUAUUGAAUUGUUUUAUUUUUAGGGAGAUCUGUUAUGAAAGCUGUGAUUUUAUGAUAUGGUAUUUCUUUUUAUAUGCAGAUUUUUUGUUAUGUGAUAUUUUAUCUGCCAUAAUUCUGUGAUGAUCACAGUUUUUCCAAUAUAUUGUUAUUUAAAUGAUAUUUCCAUCGGACAUGUCAUUGUUGAUCCAGAUCAUGUAAUACUAAAAGUACACUUGUAUCCUUAUGAUUUAUACAGAGGGCGAAAUAUUUUAAAAUAAGAUCGAAGUUUUGUAAGUGCUAAGAAAUGUAUCUUGCCAAGUUCUGUGAUCUAGUUAGAUGGUAGAAAGUGAAAUAUUAAUAUUAUAAAGAAGAUUUCUUCAAUAGUUUGUAGUUUGGACAUUAUAAAAAUAACUUGUUAAUCAAGGAUUGGGAAAGGGAGGUGGUUAAAAUGAAUUGGUUAAAUACUACAAUUUAUUUUAAAAAAAAGUUGAGAAAGUUUUUGUUCAGUUUUAUUGUUUGUGAUCAAAAGCUUAUAACACUUGUGUGUUGUCUACUCACAUGUUAAAAUAUGCACUUGUGUAUAUGCUUGUUUAUGAAUGGAUAAAAUAACAACCAGUAAAUCCAUGGAAAUUCAGUACAUUUCCAUAUAGGGGGGUAGUUCGAACACUGCAUCAUAAUAUUAAAGAUUUAGAAAUGAGAUGUUUCAUAAUAUGAAAAGUGUUUGCUCCCUUUGAUUGGAUUUUAAUUGACCCUAUGGUUAUUUCUUUCCUUUUUUAUAGUGUUGUAAAAAAUGGUCUUUAUUCAAUUACAGCUUUUCUAUCUGAAUGGAUUAUCAAUUGAAAGUUGAUAUAUAGAAAUAAUGUAAUCUUUUAAUUGGUCCUGUCUUAUUCUUACAUGAAGAUGUCCUAUUUUAAAUGUUAAUCAUGCUAUUGAAAUUUUAAGACUUGCAUGGCUCGUUCAUGUACAAACGUAGAAUAAAACAAUUAAUGUCUGAAUAAAUUUAAGAAAAUUUUAUGGAAUUUUUUCUUCAUUUUGUUUUAAUGAAUACAUCAUACAUGUAGCUUAUUUUUAUAUUACUCACUUGAAAUUAUUUUUCUCUUGAAUGGAGUCGAUAAGCAUUAAGAUACUAGUAUAAUUUCCUUUUAUGUGAACAUUUUAAUAUUAAAUUGGAUAGUAUUUUAAGCAUGACAAAUAUAAAUUUGAACAAAAAAGGAAUAAACGUUCUAUUACAGUAUGUGUUGGGAAAUAUCUAUAAUGAUUAUGUGAUAUUCAUAAGUUCAAACAUGACAAAUAAUUUAUUGUUUCUUCUUUGUAAUCUACAUUUAAAACUUGCUGUCAUAAGUUUUAUAUAGAAGCUCGAGUCCAAACUGCCAUAUGCAUAUGCUAUUGCAUAACACAUGAAAUCCUCACAAAUUUUGUGCAAUUUUUUUGUAUCUUUUGAUUAUCUUCAUUAAGUUUAAGAAAAUUUCAGCUUUCAUUCAUGAGUAGUACAAUUCCUUGUGAGGUUUCAAUGUAAGUUUCUAAUGUCAGAAACAAUAUAUUUCUGAUGUGCAGUGAAUAGUCUUAAUUCCAAUGUUACUAAAUGGGCAAACAAUAUUUUUGUCAUACAACAUUUUGAAGAUAUUUAUUUAAAGAUGAUAUUUUUUACUAGCACACAUGAAAAGGCAGGGUAGUAAAACGAUUAUUUAAAUUAGGACCAAUUGUUAUGCAGUUUGUAUUUAUAUUGAAACAAAUUAUUUGAAAUAAAAGAAAUGAAAAUGAAUACAAA